AUGGUCAUCAAGUUCACAUCGAACAGUGUCAGCCCACCGGUAACCAUUUACAUGGGUGUUGAUAAGGUUGAAAACGAAGAUUUGAUUAAGUAUGGAUGGCCUGAAGACGUAUGGUUCCACGUUGACAAACUCUCUUCUGCCCACGUCUAUCUUCGACUCACACCUGGAAUGACAAUCGAUUCAAUUCCUGAAGCAUUGCUUGAAGAUUGUUGUCAACUGGUUAAGCAGAAUUCAAUUGAAGGAUGCAAAUUGAACAACGUUGCCAUCGUCUACACUAUGUGGUCAAAUCUCAAGAAAACCGGUGACAUGGCUGUCGGACAGGUUGGAUUCCACAGUCAUAAGCAAGUUAAGCAUACUGUCGUGGAGAAAAAGAUAAACGAAAUCGUCAAUCGACUGGAAAAGACUCGUUGGAAAGGAGACAUUGACUAUAAGCAAGAACGAGACGCACGCGAUGCAAAAGAGCGUCAAAAGUUGAAAAAGCUAGAACAGGAACGAAAGGAUCGCGAGAAAAAGGAGAUGUUGGCUAAAAAUGAGCAGAAGAAGAUUCAAAAUUAUGAAGAUGUAGACUGGGAUGCCGGAACAACUCGCAACGACGAAGACGCUGGAAACCUUUCAGAUGAUUUCAUGUGA
Messenger RNA from Caenorhabditis remanei, 630 nucleotides. RefSeq lists its product as uncharacterized. The transcript is spliced from 5 exons. The record is from RefSeq and is a predicted model, not a curated record. The coding region runs from base 1 to 630 and encodes 209 amino acids. Lineage: Eukaryota; Metazoa; Nematoda; Chromadorea; Rhabditida; Rhabditidae.